AAACACGACUGUGUUAAGAGUAUAAUAAAAGAGCAAGUGGCAAUCAAUCAGAAUCUUGAUUGAUCGAGAUUAUCCUCACCUCUGUCGAUCUAAGGUCUCUUCUAAGGGAGGGCCGAGAAUUUCCUCCAAUUCCUAAUUUUUCCUAAUUCCUCUCUCUCUCUCUCUCUUUCUCCUAGGACACCAGCACCGAUCUCCAGAGCAGCCCCAAAGACGCGACGUCGUACGAGUUAUCGGAGGACAGAGACUUGAGCCAGAACAGCCAAGAGAGCAAAGAGAGCAAGAACAAGGGAUUCUUGAACAAAUCGAACAAAAGGUUCAAUCUGGUGAGCGCGGCGGGGAUGUACGGGAACGACGAUCUGAUAGGCAUAGCCGAGAAUCCCCAUCCAUCGAUCAGAUCUUUCUAUUUCCCACCCAUCCCUGAGAAGGACAUUUCCGGCGUACGGACGAGGCCACAGGCGCGGAUCAAGAAGGGGAUGGACGCUAUACUGAAGAUAGACAACGAGUUGAACCCCCUUCAGCACAAACUGAACAGCAUAACGGACGAGUUCCGUGCCCUGAUCAGCAAGGAUCAUUAUUCCUCCCAGUACACUUUAUCCCCGGACAUAUCCGGCUGUUACCUUCACAGGGCCGAGGCGUUCGAUCACGACUCGAACAUAAUAAACAACAUAACCCGCCUGAUAAAGCAGGAGCACAGGGCCGAUCUUCGAACGGACUAUUACACACCCCUGUACCCCAUGAGCAACAAGAGCGUAUCCAUUAAUCAACCUUUGUUCUCGAUCAAGGAGUCGGUGAGCAGGAACAUGGGCGCCAGGAACAACGACUCCUUCUCCCUCAUGAUGAACUCCCCCGGCUAUUCCAGAUCCGUGGGAAGGGACGCGAAUAUAGGGAACGCGAGCAAUUGGACGCACGGGAACUUGAUCGACAAGGGGAACGAUUACGUAUCGAGGAAGAAUUCUUACGUACGAUUCAGGGAGAAUCGGAUGGAGAAGGAUCCGUCCGGUUCCCUGGUCACCUCGAUCAGCAGCUCCCUGUACAAAUGUCACGCGAAUCCAGAUUUUCAAAAGCCUCAAACCUCGUCGUACUACGACGAGCGAGAGUCGCAAAGCGGGUGCAGCGACUUUGGCCACAGGCAGGCGAGGUUCGUUCACGGGAGGGCGAUGCACCCGAGGACUACCCCGCUCCUCGUCCACACCUCUUUCAAGAACGUGAACAGAACGUUGAAUUUCGACGACCAACCGGUCCUGUCCCGGGCGGAGUCGUGGAUGGAGUGCGCGGUCGCUUCCUGCGCGUCUGAGAAAAUGGCGCGCGGUGUAGGCUCGCAUACAUCGAGGGAGUCGAUGGGUGUGGUCACGUCGAGGAAACAGGUGGUCGCGACCCAGGACANACCGUCACCUCGACCCCCGAGGGAUUCGUGAUAAGCGUGAACACGUCGAUGCACAGCCAGGACUUGGGCUCGUCGAAGAGGGAUCAGAACGU
This is a messenger RNA of Apis dorsata (giant honeybee), 1476 nucleotides long. RefSeq lists its product as uncharacterized. The record is from RefSeq and is a predicted model, not a curated record. Bases 339 to 1415 code for a protein of 358 amino acids. NCBI's taxonomy places the organism in Eukaryota, Metazoa, Arthropoda, Insecta, Hymenoptera, Apidae. The transcript is spliced from 2 exons.